CCAGGCCCGUCCCCUGAGGGGCGCCGCCUUCGCCCGAGGUGGAGGUCGCGGCCCCGGGCGGAGGCUCCAGGCGCCGACGCCCCAGCUCUCCCCGCGGCCGAGGAACCCCGCCCUCCGUCGCCGGCGGCCCUCCUGGUCGCUUCGCGAGCAGGCUCGGUCCCUCUCCCCGCCGUGCGGGGGUCUCGGGCGGCCAGCGGACCACGACCCUGGCGAUGUAGCACAACAGGAAGCAAAGCAAAGGGAAGCAGAAAUGAGAAACAGUAUCUUAGCCCAAGUUCUGGAUCAGUCAGCCCGGGCCCGAUUAAGUAACUUAGCACUUGUAAAGCCUGAGAAAACUAAAGCAGUAGAGAAUUACCUUAUACAGAUGGCACGGUAUGGACAACUAAGUGGGAAGGUAUCAGAACAAGGUUUAAUAGAAAUCCUCGAGAAAGUAAGCCAACAAACAGAAAAGAAAACAACAGUUAAAUUCAGCAGAAGAAAAGUAAUGGACUCUGAUGAAGAUGACGAUUAUUGAAUUUAAGAUGUCUAGAGACUGGGACUUAAUGGAGCAAUUCUAGGACAGAGAAUACUUGGCAGAAGUUAAGAUCUUGAUGGGAUGUUUACUUUGUUUACUGUCUAUAUGCCUUUUAAAAAUAAACUUGUUAUGCAAAAUAAA
Molecule: messenger RNA, 655 nt
Organism: Balaenoptera musculus (blue whale)
Lineage: Eukaryota; Metazoa; Chordata; Mammalia; Artiodactyla; Balaenopteridae
Gene: PDCD5
Product: programmed cell death 5
Exons: 6
Coding region: 251-514 (87 amino acids)
Cellular component (GO): nucleus; cytosol
Molecular function (GO): DNA binding
Source: RefSeq, a predicted model, not a curated record